AUGGCUCCCGCUCCCAGAGCUGGCGGCGGCUUGCUCGCCGCCCCGAGUCCCUCGAGUGACACUAGCAAGUACUUCAUUUUCUCCCAUGAUUCGGGGAGGACACCGGAUCCAAACACAAAGGUUCUUUCCAAGGACGAGGCCAACUUGAACAGCUUUCUCGAUCAGCUACCCGACAAGGGCAUCACGCUCAGCCAGCAGCCGUCAGAUAAAGUGGCAGAGCUGGAUGCCAGUGACGCCUGGAAGACGUGGAUGACCAACUGGGACGCUAAUUGCGCCCUGUCCAUCACAGUCGAUGACAGUAUCAGCAUGAAUAUACAGUCCUUUGAAUUUCACUUGACCGCGCCGUACGACCUGACGUUUAGCUCCGGGCCUGAUGCCCUCAUUUUCUCCUUCGGCACCAAUGCGAGCGGAAUCCCUUCCCCUGGAAUCAAAAGUGAUGGUUCUACGCUGUACUUCGGGCUAGAUCCCCGCCAGUCCAAAGGCGUCAACACAACAAUCAAGGACGUCUUCUCUUUUGCCAAUAUCAAGAAUGGCAUUGAACAAUUUCCAGAUCUUGUACCCGGAUUAGAAGCAACAUUAGACCCAAAAGAAGCCAAUGAGAAAAGAAAUGCCAUCUGGUUCACUCCUGGUAGAUAUCUCAGCACAGCCAUCAGGCUCCAGUUCGAAAUCAAAAACACAGAAGGGUUCCAAAAGGUCUUGGCAGAAGAGUUGCACGGCCUCGCAUUCACAAGCGUCGAGCUCAUCUGCAAGAAAGAGACGAUUUUAGGCGACGCUUCGACAGAAGAAGAAGCCGUCUCAAUCGGUACCGUCGUCUUUGAGAUGAGCGGCUCAAUCACACCCGCGGGUAGGACUGGCACCGACAUAAUUCUGGCGCUAGAAGUAUGUGAAACUCAACUUAAUCUCACAAUCAGCGUGAAGGAUCCUUCAAACGAAAAUGUUUUCACAGACAUGAUUGCUUGGCUCUUGGACUUACUACCGCAGGGUAGCGGAGUGGACGGGUUUCAGACACUGCUUGACAAGGACGAUAUUUUCAGCGGUUACAUUCAUCUCCGUCGGCUCAGGAUCGUCCUUGCUUCGGCCGGGCAAGGCUCCCCGAAGCUUUCGAGUGUCAAGGUGGACGUCGAAGUAUCUGGCAAUUUUGGCAACGCCAACAAGCCACAGAGGGCCCCAUUCCUGGUCUCGUACAGCUGGGAUGCUGAUGUAGGCCAGCUGGGGUCCAUCGUGGGGGACUUCUGGAACUGGUACGUAACCUCGACCGAGAGCUUCAUCACUCCUCAAUACGAGAGCUUCUCCGAUCUGCAGCCACUCACCACCAACCCUGUGAAGGUGCUCGACCUGGUAACCCUGAUCCCUGGCGUUGACAACAUUCCAGACAUACCUACUACCGUGCCAACGGAAAUCUCCAGUGCUUGCAUAUUCCUCUCAAAAGAUACCUUUACCAUACGGACAACAAUCGAGUCAAAGGACCACGAGGGAGGCGAUGUGCCUGGCAACGUGCCCAGCAUUGAUUUGGGCCAGAUCGAUCUCGACGCAUCGUUCAGCUGGGGAGCGAGAAAUUUCAAAAUUUGCCUGGCUUUUACUACAAUUCUGGUUCCCAGUCAGAGCUCCAAACAUGAGGGGCUUGCCUACCUUGCCGGUACCGUCACGUACGAUUCAUCCCAAGGCUGGCAGCUAGAGGCGUCACUCGAUGGCUUGUAUGCCUCGACUCUCUGCGAGUUCUUUGAUGAGGCUUCGGCCGAUCAUGUUUUGCCCUUGCUUGAUUCACUGAAGAUAUCUAAAAUGCAUUUGUUGUACAAAUACGAAAGGGGGGGCGCUGAAGGACGCUCUGUCGGUAGUUCUUUUGAUUUUUCUGGUGCCCUACUUGUCGCGGAUCUUGAGCUGGAUGUCGCCUUUCAUUUUGACAACAAAAAUGGGUGGAAUUUCACAGCUGACUUGAAAGCCGCCAAGGACAAGACAACAAUCGGUGAAAUCCUGGCGAGCAUGCUAGGCGAUGAUGAUCUCUCUUUGCCGCCUUUCCUGGCCGACACUGUCUUCAAUGGCGACAAGGCGUCCGGCAGCGAAUUUCAUCUAGAAGUGUGCAAGAGCAAAGCCGGGUUCCAUCUGCUCACCAACAUAGUCUUUAGCCCGGUGGAGAUCGUCUUUGCUCAGUUCCACUCAAACGAAUGGCCUGCCUCGACCCCAUCCAAGCGACUUGUCAAGGCUGGGAUGAUGGCGCUGCCGUCAGUGUCGAUCCCGCUGAUCGGGGACUUGACUCAACCCUUUGAUGAAAUGUACCUACUCUGGGUACAAGACGCUGCCGGCAUUCCCAAGAGCAAGCAGGCCCAGCCAGGGCUGACCGUGUCUGAAGUCGAUGAUCUCAACGCAUCUCUUGGCGAUUGCCCACUAGUUUACUCGAACAAGUCCAAAUCCCCCAAGGACACCGAUGUAAUUAUUACCUCGGGAGCGCACUUCUGUGUCGUACUCAAAGACUCCAACAAUGCCCGCAAACUGGUUUUGGACUACAACUUCAAGAGGACACAACCAAAGUCUCAACCAAAUUCCCAAGCACAGUCUCAACCAAAGUCUCAGAGCCAAGCUUCUAGUGCGACGAAGCCAGCAGUCGAGGGUGUAGGCGAGGAUGGAACGGAUUCCGACUCGGACGGCGGCAGCUCCUCUGCACCUUUCAAAAAGAAGUCCGGACCACUAUCAAUCAGUAACUUGGGCCUCAAGUACGCCAACAAGAAGUUACAAAUCAUGCUCACAGCCACGAUGGAGCUCGGCCCGGUUGGCCUGUCCCUCAUCGGGUUCAGCCUCGGCCUUGACCUCGCCGUACUCAAGAAUCCUGAGCUGUCCGACAUGUCUAUCACUCUGCAAGGAUUGUCCGUUGCCUUUGAACGACCUCCUCUCACCAUCUGCGGAAGCAUUCGCCACGGUAGCGAUCCGAAUCUCGACUACUAUGCCGGUGGGCUGAUUAUUGGGUGGAAGCCGUAUCAGGUAGAGGCGGCAGGGUUUUAUGGGCAAGCAAGCCCCGGCGGAGCAAAAGACCCGAAGGACUCUUUCAUAUCGGUAUUUGUCUUCGCCCGGCUGAACGGGCCGCUUGUUGAGCUCGAGUUUGGGGAAAUAUCCGGCGUCACGGGCGGAUUUGGUUACAAUUCCAAUGUCAAGGUCCCCACGCCCGAUCAGAUUGUCAACUUCCCGCUUAUCGAGACGAGCUCGCUCGAUGGCUCGACGGAUAGCGCCAUGAGCGCGCUGCAAAGACUGACAGACCCCGGCCAGGGGGGGUGGUUCAACCCUCUGCCUGGCACGUACUGGGCCGCAGUAGGCAUGAAGAUAGACGCGUUCCAGCUGAUUGCCCUGGAUGCCGUGGCGGUGGUGCAGUUUGGAGAGACUAUCAAGCUGGGAAUCUUUGCCGUUGCCAAUGUCGACAUUCCGAACCCAAAAUCCCCCUUCAAGUACGCCCACGCGGAGCUCGGCAUCGCCGUUGUCGUAGACUUUGCCUAUGGAGUGAUGAAAGCAGAGGCACAGCUCAGCCCCAACUCGUACAUCCUACACCCGAGCUGUCAUCUGACAGGAGGGUUCGCCCUCUACUAUUGGUUUGAUGCACCACACGCCGACCACAGCAAGACGGGAGACUUCGUCUUCAGCCUGGGAGGAUACCACCCGGCCUUCCAGAUACCCGAGGGAUACCCUAACCCCCCGAGGCUGGGAAUCACCUGGAGCCUGGGCCACGGGCUGAGCGUCUGCGGCGAGGCCUACUUCGCCAUCACGCCCAAAGCCUGCAUGGGAGGGGGCAGGCUGCAUGCCGCCCUCAGCGCGGGACCGCUCGAGGCGUGGUUCGACGCCUUUGCGAACUUCCUGAUCAACUAUCAGCCCUUCCACUUCCUCGCCGAGGCUGGUGUUGACAUCGGCGUCAAGUUCAGCAUCAACAUUUGGUUCAUCCACAUACACAUCUCCAUUGAUGUCGGAGCCGAUCUCACUAUGUGGGGGCCGCCCCUUGCCGGCCGAGUUCACGUCAACCUCAAAGUUGUCUCGUUCAACAUCAAUUUCGGCGAGGCGCAGAACCAUGUCGAGCCCCUAUCGCUGCUCGAGUUUUACGAACUCGUCCUGCAAGCCAGUGAAGGCGGUCCGGGGACCCAGCAGGACCAGACCGCCAUGGCUGAGCCCAGCGUCGCAGAGCCGGAGAGUGACGCCGCCGGCGAGGCCGAGAAGAAGUUCGUCGACGUUCCCCAAGACGAGGCACACACUUUCCUGGCCGAGUCUGGCUUGAUGAACAAGGAUGAAAAGCCGGACCGUCAGCACAAUCAAACCUGGGUCGUGCGCGGCGGCAGCUUCGUAUGCGCCAUCGGCUGCAAAGUGGCCAUCAAGAGCGCCGACCAGAUGGACGGAGACCAGAGCAUCGGUCACAUCGCACAAGACGAGGCUCUUUACGCAAGGCCCAUGAAGCUGCAGGGAGAUUCUCAGUUGGCGUCGAGCCUGCAAAUUUCCAUUACGAGGGAGGACGGAAGGGUUAUUGAGGGCUGGACAAUGGAGAAGAUCAUCAAGUCUCUUCCAGCAGGGCUGUGGGGUGAAUAUGAUUCCAGCACGGACCCCUUGAAGAGCGGCAACAACAUCGACAGUCUGCUCUCCUCUUCCGCCGGAACCAUUGACCUCUUGGCUGGCGUCCGACUAACGGCUCCGCCACCGCACAUGUCCAACGACCCCUAUCCAGUCUUUAACAUGCUCGACGCUGAGCUUGAAGAGCUUACUGCCCAGGAACCAUUUCCCGAGGACGAAGGCUCCAACGAGAACUGGGACCCCGCAGAGCCGCUGCAGACUACAGAGCAGUGGGAGCUGGUGCGGGAGAAAUGGGCGGUUCCGGACUGGGACCAAGGUACAGGACAAGUCCAGGAAGAAUUCGUCAGUGGCUGGACGGUGGCCCUGGGAUGGGAUGCAGGAUUGAGCCAGUGGGCCAAGAUACCCCAGUGGGUGAAUGCUCAAUUUGAUAGACUGUACGUCGCGGCUCCUUUGAUUACGAAAUAG
Metarhizium album ARSEF 1941 is the source of this 4998-nucleotide messenger RNA. RefSeq lists its product as uncharacterized. The transcript has 3 exons. The record is from RefSeq and is a predicted model, not a curated record. Bases 1 to 4998 code for a protein of 1665 amino acids. NCBI's taxonomy places the organism in Eukaryota, Fungi, Ascomycota, Sordariomycetes, Hypocreales, Clavicipitaceae.